UAUCAUUAAUGUGCUUUUAUUGUGAAACCCGACGACAGCAUAUUCCCGGUAACUUGCCGUGUCUCCAGCAGUCUGUGGACUCUGCUGCUGGUCGUGUGUGAUCCGGAUCAUGGAGCUGCUGUCUGUGCUCUAACAGUCCGGCUCCCCCCGCGGAGCUUCAAUAUGCUGCUGAUGGGAAACGAGUCCUCUGGCUGGGCUGCGCUCCCAGGGUUCAACCGCUCCGAGGCGGAGGACGGGUCUGGAGCCGGGCCAGAGUCGGUGGUCGUGCCGGUGGUGUUCGGGCUGAUCUUCGUGGUGGGGGUGGUGGGGAACUCUCUAGUGAUGGUGGUGAUCGGGAGGGUGAGGUACAGCGGGGCAGGGGGCGGCGGUGGGAGAGGAGGAAGGACGCGCUCCAGCAGCCCGACCAACAUCUUCAUCCUGAACCUGAGCGUGGCGGACCUCCUCUUCCUCCUCUUCUGCGUCCCGUUCCACGCCACCAUCUACUCUCUGCCGGAGUGGGUGUUCGGAGGCUUCCUAUGUAAGUUCGGACACUUCUUCUCCAGCGCCAGCAUGCUGGUCAGCAUCUUCACGCUGGUCGCCAUGUCCGCAGACCGCUACAUUGCCGUGGUGCGCUCCGGGAAGUCUCCGUGCGUCCGGAGCCGCCGGAAUGCGCUGGCCGGGGUGUGCGUCAUCUGGAUGCUGUCUCUGCUGUGCUCGGUGCCGGUGGCCCAGCACCAGGUUCUCACCAGCCACCCCAGCGCCCCCAACAGCACCUUCUGCUGGGAGCAGUGGUCCGGAGCGUCCAGAAGGUCGUACAGGGUGACAGUCCUGCUGAUCGGGUUCCUGCUGCCGCUGCUGCUCAUCAGCUGCUGUUACACCAGGGUUUUAUUUCAUCUUCAUAAAAAAAUGAAGAACAUGUCCAAGAAGUCUGAGCGCUCCAAAAGAAAGGUGACUCUGGUCAGCUCAGAGCACCGGGACAGUGUCAGUCUUUAG
Messenger RNA from Morone saxatilis (striped sea-bass), 972 nucleotides. Its product is annotated as galanin receptor type 1-like. The record is from RefSeq and is a predicted model, not a curated record. Gene Ontology annotation, molecular function: G protein-coupled peptide receptor activity. Gene Ontology annotation, biological process: neuropeptide signaling pathway. Gene Ontology annotation, cellular component: membrane. The transcript is spliced from 3 exons. The coding region runs from base 163 to 972 and encodes 269 amino acids. Lineage: Eukaryota; Metazoa; Chordata; Actinopteri; Moronidae.